Lethenteron reissneri (Far Eastern brook lamprey) is the source of this 3154-nucleotide messenger RNA. RefSeq names its product spondin-1-like. The record is from RefSeq and is a predicted model, not a curated record. Gene Ontology annotation, biological process: cell adhesion. NCBI's taxonomy places the organism in Eukaryota, Metazoa, Chordata, Hyperoartia, Petromyzontiformes, Petromyzontidae. Gene Ontology annotation, cellular component: extracellular matrix.
CGGGCGAGAGUGCCCGGUUCGCUGAGCGUGGUGCCUCGCAGCCUCUCUCAGAGUCUCUCAAACCCUCGCAGAGGCUUCCAGCGAUUCGCAAGAGCGCUCGCAGACUCCGCUGAAGGGUUCAAGGGACGAGAUCUUCACAUUCAGCCAAUAACAGAGAUCACGGUACAGGUUCUGGCCCGCGGAGCUGCAUGAAGAUCCGAGCAGAGCCGCCAGCGUCAUCCUCGAACCCGAGCAGCAAGAGAGAGAGAGAAAGAGAGGAUUUGUGUGUGCGAACAAAACACCGCAUCACCAAGAUAAAAAAGAAUGUGUUACAUUCCACAAUCCGCACGCUGAAGGGGAACACAAGAUGUGGCUGUGAGCCCCCCCCCCCUCCCCCCCACAGCGUGUGCGACAAGCCAAUCCGGCGGUGGUGCCGCGCUGCUGGAGCGGGGGCCGGGGUCACAUGCUGGGGAGCGGUGGCCUCGCGCUCCAUCUCCACUCUGCGCUCACGUGCGUCCGCCGUCGAGGAUCGCACUCUGCGAGGGUGGCCGAGUGAAAUGCCGCUGCUGGCUCUGCUGCUGUGGGCGCUGGGCGGGGUGGAGCGCGCACGCGGUGACGGCGGUGACCCGUGCCACGCUGGACCGGCACGCUAUGUCCUCACGUUCCACGCCGAGUGGAACGUGCGUGCCUUCCCCAAGCAAUACCCGCUCACCCGGCCGCCUGCGCAGUGGUCUGCACUCAUCGGUGUAGUCCACAGCAGCACGUUCAGCCUGUGGUCCGAGGGCGCAUUCUCGUCGCCAGCCUUCAAGACGUUUGUGGAGCAAGGAGACUACAGACUACUGCGCAGCCAAGUGGAGGCCUUGAUGAGCAGGGCAGACUCUGGUUCUGCUGGCGCAGGAUCCAGCCCUGUGCUCAGCUGGUUCUCCGUUCCUGCGCUGCGAGCUGGAGUGGGGAAUUCCACCACGUCUUUCCAUAUCGAUGCCCAACAUCCCAUGGUGUCCAUAGUUGUACGUCUCAUCCCGAGUCCGGACUGGUUUGUGGGAGUCAGUUCUCUCGACCUGUGCUCCGAUGCCGGAGACGGAGGCUGGACACCGUUGGUGAGCCACGAUCUCCAGCCGUGGGACGGUGGCACGGACAGUGGCUUCGCGUUCUCGUCGCCCAACUACGCGAGCGAGCCGCAGGAGCCCAUCUCGCUCAUCACGGCGCAGAGGCCGUCGCAUCCCGCCAACUCCUUCCAUUACCCGCGCCUCCAAGCGCUGCCCAGAAUCGGCUUCCUCGAGUUCCACCUUCAACCUGCAGACCACGAUUCAAAGGACUCGACGUCAGACUUGCAGAAACAGGAACAGAAUGAAAACGGGACGAUGGACGAGAUGACUCCAAAUGAAAACUCAAUACAACAAAACUCCAGCAAGCAUCCACACGGCAUCGCCAGCCAACUCUUCAACGCUAUCAAGACCGUCAUCCAAAAUUCGGGCCAGAGAGAGGAGGCUGCUGGAACGCCCCUGGACUGCGAAGUGUCGGACUGGGCGGCGUGGGGGCUCUGCAGCCGGACGUGCAGUAUAGGGGUCAAGCGCAGCACGCGUUUCGUCAUUCAGACGCCUGCCAACGGUGGCCGACCCUGCCCCGAGUUGCACAUGGAGGAGGCGUGCGUGGAGCAAGCCUGUGCUUCGGUCACCUACAACCCUGUGACCUGUGCAGGGGGGCGUACGUGCGUUGAGACCGCGACGGUGGCAGAUACAGGCAACUCAUCGGUUGCCUCUGCUGCAAUUGAAACGGCGGAGCCCGAGAGUGCGAAUACACCAAACAGUAUGGCCCCAGUGCUUGGAAACAGAGAAAUGGCCACUUCUGAUAUGAAGCCAACGUCGUCAUCUGCGAUGGCUGCGGGAAAAAAAACUGCCGUUGUGCCCAGACCUGAGAAGACCACGCAUUCAGCAGGCACUAAUUUGAGGAGUCCUGUUUUACAAACUCAAAGGCCACAUGUAGUAGAUUUUGACCACGGCUUCGCAAUCGAUCUUGAACCAACACAGGUGGAGCCCACAAGGUCAUCAAUAGUUUGGUCCACACCCACUUCGGAAACGAAGAUUUCCGACCCGGACGAUGACCCAGAGCUGCAGCAGUCGCUUCGGCUGAGCCCUUCAGCGUUCACAGCGAUGCCCGCGCUGAAUGUCAAACCCCCGCCAAGGAGACCGGCAGAAGCGAGCACCCAAGGGGCCGCCGCCGUUGCAAAGCACGCCAAGGCGGCGGACGGGGAUAGAGACGCGGACGGGGUCCCAGCGGGGAGCAAGGGGGACUGUGCGGUAUCUCCGCUGUCUCCCGCGGGGCCCUGCAGCCGCUCCUGUGGCUUCGGUCUCCAGCGGAUGUCCCGCACGGUCCUGCGGCCAUCGAGAGGGGGCGGCCGGCCCUGCCCCGAGCUCUUUGCGUACGACGUGUGUCUCGUUAGAGUCUGCUAAGGCCCUCUGAAUUGGCAGUGCCGGCUGCGAGCCACGACAUCCCUGCCAGGAGUGUUUGGUACCAAUACUAAGAAAGUCGCUAGCUCGUGCACAACCCGGAAUGUUUUAAAAAAUAUGACCAAAGCUGACGUGGGAGGCUCAGCAGUAGAGCGAGUGGUCCGCAGCAGUCGGGAAGGUUGCGAGUUCAACUCCUGGUUAUGGGUUAAUUCGGCCCAUCUUUCCCUCCGAGGUCGAUAAAGUGAGUACCACUUUAAGGGGGAAGUUGCCCUAUGGAUAGACUCGACUCUGCCAUAGGAUUGUAGAAUGUCCACUGCUGGCUUAUUUGAGCAGGAACUCACUUUGAUGUAACUUUUCUGUGAAAUAAGCUUUUCAGGAUAAUUACAGCAAGAUCCAGUACAUUUAUAUUUUAACCGAAAGGCUUGAAACAGCUGUUGUUAAGUUUAAAGUUACUUUUUUCAAGGCUGUUUCCACUUCUUUGCGGAGCACAAGCACUACACGUAACCACUUCAGUGUUUUUGUGCAUCCAUGCGAAUAAGUGCAUCCAUGUAUUGUGUCUCAGAGCGUGUGUGUCUAAUUCUGAUGACUCGUUAACCUGCAGCGAGUAAAGAGCAACGUUCAAUGUGCACUUUAAUUUUUCUAUUGUAAUACCUGUAUUGUCAAAUCCGGUUCAUUUAUGGACUCUCAAAUUUACAUGUAUCCAAUAUGAUCACUAUGGGGACCUCAUU